This is a messenger RNA of Andrographis paniculata, 1838 nucleotides long. Its product is annotated as sulfite exporter TauE/SafE family protein 4. Gene Ontology annotation, biological process: protein ubiquitination. Lineage: Eukaryota; Viridiplantae; Streptophyta; Magnoliopsida; Lamiales; Acanthaceae. The transcript is spliced from 12 exons. Gene Ontology annotation, cellular component: Cul4A-RING E3 ubiquitin ligase complex; membrane. Bases 142 to 1536 code for a protein of 464 amino acids. The record is from RefSeq and is a predicted model, not a curated record.
UGUGCCUUGAUUCUAUUCAUUCGCAAUCCCUGCAAACAACUUGUUGGGUGGGUGCCUGACGUUCCUCGGCGACGCCAUUAUUGGUGGUGGCAAAACCUAGCGGUGGUUGCGGCGUGGGAACUCGGAGGAGCUGUGACGGCCAUGGCUUCCAAGGCGCUAUUGGUGUAUAUGCUCGUUGGAUUCUCGCUGGCUGUUGUAUCCGUUCAUUUUGUUGACAACUACGCACGUCGCGAUUCCACGAAGCCGUCGCUUCUUUUGUUUUCGCGUACGAGUGGUUUGGAACAGAAUAAUGGAUCCGACGAUAAAGUUUGGCCUGAAUUGAAGUUUAGUUGGAAAGUUGUUUGUGCCACAGUGAUAGGGUUUUUAGGUUCGGCAUGCGGGACUGUGGGUGGAGUUGGAGGAGGCGGCAUUUUUGUCCCUAUGUUGGUUCUCAUUGUUGGCUUUGAUACGAAGUCUGCUGCUGCUAUUUCCAAGUGCAUGAUAAUGGGGGCAUCGGCUUCAUCUGUUUGGUACAACUUGAGAGUGCCGCAUCCUUGCAGAGAAGUGCCAAUAAUUGACUACGAUUUGGCUCUUCUGUUCCAGCCAAUGCUUAUGCUCGGGAUCACCAUUGGUGUAGCUUUGAGUGUCGUCUUCCCGUAUUGGCUCAUCACGAUCUUAAUCAUAAUUCUGUUUAUGGGGACUUCGACAAGGUCCUUUGUGAAGGCAAGUGAGAUGUGGAAGGAAGAAUCUAUGUUGAAGAAUGCUAUGGAAGAUAAACGAACAUUUGUUAAUUCUCGUGGAGAGUUGCUAAUUGAUACUGAGUAUGACCCUUUGGUUCCCAGACAGGAGAAAACACCUAUGCAAAUUAUGAAGGACAACCUUAAUAUCAAAAGACUGCUGGUGCUGCUGCUUGUUUGGGUUUGCUUCUUGCUUCUUCAAGUGACCAAGAAUUACACGGCAGCUUGUACUACAAUAUAUUGGGUGCUUACCUUGGCCGAGGUCCCAGUUGCUCUUGCUGUGUUUGGUUAUGAAUUUGUUAAGCUAUACAGGGAAAGCAAGAAAAGGAGAAUGGAAGGAAACCAAGAGCUCAUAUGUGAGGCAGCCAUACAAUGGACCGCCACGAAUCUUGUGUUCUGUGGCCUUUGUGGUAUCUUAGGAGGCAGCGUUGGUGGCUUGUUGGGUUCAGGUGGUGGUUUCAUUCUUGGCCCUCUCCUACUUGAAAUUGGGGUCAUUCCUCAGGUGGCAAGCGCGACAGCAACUUUUGUUAUGAUGUUUUCAUCAUCAUUAUCAGUGGUGGAAUUUUAUCUUCACAAAAGGUUUCCCAUCCCAUAUGCUGUAUACCUGAUGUGCGUGUCAGUGUUGGCUGGCUUCUGGGGACAAUAUUUCAUUAGAAAGUUAAUUGCGAUCCUGAAAAGGGCAUCAAUCAUCGUCUUUGUUCUUGCUGGGGUCAUCUUUGCCAGUGCUCUCACCAUGGGUGUUGUUGGAAUAGAGCGAAGCAUCAAGAUGAUCCACAACCAUGAGUUCAUGGGAUUCCUGGAUUUCUGCAGCAACCAAUAAUAUAGCCAGCAAUAUCCAUCAGGAGUGAUCGUAAAAGACAGCACAAAGGGUUCCAUGUCAAUGCCUGGUUGACCUGCCUCCCCUUUUGUGCUGGCAGCGUAUUGUAUUGUACAUAAUGGUGAAGGUGAUGCCAAUGCCUAAUUAUUAUUAUUAUUAUGAUUGUUAUUAUUAUUGUAUAAUAGCAUUCUAGAAUUCAUAUUAUAUUUGUAUGGUAUAUGUGAAUGUGCACUAGGUGGCUAUUGUGUUAGCUAUCGCUAACACCACCACAUCAGAAAAAAUAAAAAGAUUGUUGAUAUUCUUAU